Molecule: messenger RNA, 2466 nt
Organism: Cydia strobilella
Lineage: Eukaryota; Metazoa; Arthropoda; Insecta; Lepidoptera; Tortricidae
Exons: 2
Coding region: 254-949 (231 amino acids)
Biological process (GO): regulation of transcription by RNA polymerase II
Cellular component (GO): transcription regulator complex; nucleus
Molecular function (GO): DNA binding
Source: RefSeq, a predicted model, not a curated record
GUGAUUCAUGUCAUGUUUGUGUCAAAAAUAUCUACCUGGACAGUGCUCUAAAAUAUGUUGACAAGAGCGUAUUGAAUUAUUGAUUGAAUACCGGCUGAUAGAUAACAUAUUUUCGUAACAUAGCUGAUAACGUUAACAAAUUGUCUUGCAUCGCACGCAGUAAUUUAAUACUAAUUUGUAACUUUUUUAUUUUGUAACAUUUCAAAAGGCCUUGAAGUCAUAAGGUAGGUCUUAUGGACUUAAUAUUUAGGGCAUGCUGUUGAUUAAAGAGAUGGAUUUCGAUACAGAAAAGUUUAUAAACGAGAUUAGGAACCGGCCUACGAUUUGGAACUCUAAAUGCCCCGAUUACGUGGACAGGGAGCUGAAGUUGCAAGCGUGGAACGAGUUGGUGGAGCAAUACGCCGGGGAUGAGGCUCUGACGAGGGAGGAGAGGAAACGAGUAUGCGUGCAUCUUCAGAAAAAAUGGAGGAACAUACGCGACUGCUUCGUCAAAACCCACAAAGCAAGAACCAAACCUGGCAGCGACAAGAAAAAAGUAACACAAUACGCUUUCUACGACCACCUCAUGUUUUUAGCCGACGUCGCAUCUAGCAAAGACUCAAAUAACGUUAUUAACGUUACCGAAAUUAAAAACGAAGUUAUACAUAACGAUGACGACGACCCGCUGGCCGUUGUUAAUCGGGUAUUUAAAAAGAAGAAAAUAGAAAUACUUGUCGAUCCUUUCUCGGACGGUGAUUCUGGGACGUCUAAUAAGAAAGAGAGAGAAAGAGAAAGCGAUAGUAAUACGGAAGAUGAAGACCAAUUGUUUUGCUUGUCUUUGGUGAAAGAGUUUCGUAAAAUACCGGAACAUUUGCGGAUACAAGCGAAAAUAGAUAUUUUGAAAGUUAUUAAAGACGCACAGUUUGCGGAUUGGACAGGGCAUGGGACGAACGAUCCUCAAUACUAUUGAAGUAAAAAACCUCUAUUGAUACAAGGGCCUGACACUCUUUGAUAGAGAAAGAUAGUCUUAUUGCGAUUCCUAUAAGAGGAAAGAGAAAAUAGUGCCAUGCUUUGUCCUUAUCAUCGACCGGGUGGCAUCAUAGGUAGGAGGCGAUGGUGAAAUACCGAAAUUUAUAAGUGAAAGAAAAAAUAUUCUUUCUCUUACCCCCGGUCGCUCGGUGGCGCGUCUAUAACUACUUGUAUGUACUAUGUCUAUGAACUGGAAUAACUAGAAGUGCAACUAGAGCUCAAAAACCGGAUAAGUGCGAGUCGGACUCGCGUUCCAAGGGUUCCGUGCGGGGUCCCUUUGUUUGACAUAAUUAUUGAGUCAUAAUGUAAUGAUUGUCAUUACAUAAGUCAUACUUCUGAAAACCGUUAACUUUCAUAAUUUUCCUCAGGUUAUCCUAUAGAUAGGUUAGGUUAGGUUUGUUUUAUGGCAAUCCUGAAAAGUUUUUUUUUUAUUACAAAAAGGCAAGCAUUUGACCGCAAUCUCACCUGAUGGUAAGUGCCGAAUUACUGCCGAUGCAGUCUAGGGUGGAUCAUGCUUACCUAAAAGAUGUCUAUUCACUCUCGAUUUAAAAAGAUCCAUAAGUUAUAGACGUUAUUAGUAGACUGGGAAUAGAUUUGCAGAAAGUGAAUUCCACUCCUUAGCCGUUCGCAUGAUAAAGCUGGAUGCAUAGCGCUUAGUACGAAUCAGUGGCAGAGUAACCUAACGACGUAAGGGUGAAACGCAAGUCCGCGACUAGGCCCACGGUGGCAGAAUGGAGAUGGGGGAUUAGGUUUCUGAGAAAAAACAAAUUAUGACUAACCAAAAUGUGGACAAACAAUACAUUAUGACUUUAAACUAUAUGGGAAACAAUAGACCCGUUCGGUACAUUACACAAUUUUUAACAAUGUAUUUUUUAUGUAAAACGUGAGUGAAAUUUCUUCGAAAAAUCCGUUGGGGUCGGAUCAAAAACUAAAUAAUUAAGACUCACGCUUGUCUGUACAUUUCUAAUAGGUUUUCCUGUGAUCUAUAGGUAAAUAACUAUUUUGGGUAUUUUUUUUUCAAAAUUUUAGUAGUUUCGGAGAUAAAGGGGGGAAUGGUAAUUAGGGUUCCGUACCCAAAGGGUAAGGACCCUAUUACUAAGACUCCGCUUUCCGUCUGUCCGUCCGUCUGUCCAUCUGUCUGUCUGUCACCACUGUCACCAGGCUGUAUCUCAUGAACCGUGAUAGUUAGACAGUUGAAAUUUUCACAGAUGAAGUAUUCUGUUGCCGACUUGCCGCUAUAACAACAAAUACUAUUAAAAACAGAAUGAUAUAAAUAUUUAAAUGGGGCUUCCAUACAACAAACGUGAUUUUUUUGCUGUUUUUUCCGUAAUGGUACUGAACCCUUCGUGCGCGAGUCCGACUCGCACUUGGCCGGUUUUUAUUUUUUGACUAUUUUCUUGAAUAACUUAAACUAUUUAUUUUAAAAUUACAAAAAUUAUAUAUUUGCGAUUCUCACAA